GGUUCGUCGGUUUCGCUGGUGCGCUUUUCGUGCGCUCUUUUCGCUGCUGCUGACUACUAACUGCUAUUUUCGUCUCAGUCAAAUCCAAAACCUUCCCAAACGAUCCCAUCUGCCGGCCCAACGUUCAAGCAGCAUUUCAGUAUUUGGUCAAAGUGCUCCGAAACUGGUCGUGUUGUUGCUUGCUCGUCGUUGGACCCGCGCUUGUUAUAUUCGCUAUUACAUAUAUAUAUAUAGUAUAUUGGGAGCUUGCCAUCCUCGCCGCGCUUGUCUCCAAUACCUCGACCAAGCUUUGUCUUCUCCAACGUAUGUAGUUGGGAGACUAUUGAAAAUUUGGUUGUGCCGUAAUUUGCAAUUUAAUGCUGGCGUGAAAUAAUAAAAAAAAAAGUUUCAACUACAUUUAAAAAACGGGGAGCGUAGAAAUUCUUGUUUUCAUUGCGAAUAACUUUCAUGGCGCAUAAAAUUAUUGAAAAUCCACAGUUCGAAAAGUAAAUUGUAGGUAAAAGGCAGUACGUACAUACAUAUGCAAAAAUUUGAGCAACGAAAAGCGCUGUAGUAAUUGCUGCGAUUCGAAAGUUAAACCAAACAGCAACCGAUAAGCUGCUGAUAUUUGAUUUCUUAGAAUUUUCCUUUGGUGCAGUGGUCGUAUAAUUUCAUUCAAAACGGCGCAGAAAUUCAGUCCGCUCAAGCGCAAAAACGUUGCAGAGCCGACACACCAACUCCUCAGCAACAAUAGUCGCGCACCACUCAGCAAUAUGUCACAGUUAAUGUUUUGGAAUAAACAGAACAAUAAUAAUAACAUAAAAAAUCAAUCAAAUAAUAAUGAUAAAAGCAAUAACAAUGGCACAACCGAGGAUGCGAAAAAGGAUAAGCGAAAUUGGUUGCAUACGCCCGAUGCGCUGGUGAAUGGCCACGUCGUCUAUCUAGUCAAGUUCUUUGGUAAUUUGCCAGUGGAGCAGGCCAAAGGCAUUGAAGUGGUCAAAGAUGCCAUACGCAAGCUGCAAUUUGCACAGGAGAUGAAGAAAGCCGAAACAGGUACUCAGGAAAAAUGUAAAAAAGUCGAAAUUACCAUCAGUGUGGAUGGUGUUGCUGUACAGGAGCCGCGCACACAGAAAAUCCUACAUCAAUUCCCGCUGCACAACAUUUCGUAUUGUGCCGACGAGAAGGGUGUAAAGAAAUUCUUUAGUUUUAUUGCGAAAACAGUUAAGCCACUGGAUGGCGGUAUUAACGGCACCACAACGGGCAAUAGCUUCACCAAUGGUGUAAGUAGUUCCAAUGGUAACAACAGCACCGGUGGCAGUAAUACAGAGGAGACACAUGAAUGUUUCGUGUUCAUAUCGAAUAAGUUGGCGUCGGAUAUAACGUUGACCAUUGGGCAAGCGUUCGAUUUGGCAUACAAAAAAUACAUGAACAAUGUUGAGAAGACAGAUCUUGGCAAAGCACAGCAACAGAAUGCGGAAUUGGAAAAAGCGCUCGCCAUCUACAAGAGUCGACUGCGCGAGCUGUCACUAAAACUGCCAAAAUCCGAGUUGGAUUCGAUGCUAUUCAAAAUGGGCAUUAAGGACAUACUGGAUUUGCCCGCUGCUGAAAAUGGCGCGUUAACCAACGGCAACGCCACCAAAGCGAACUUGCUUGAGGAUAAACUGCUAAUCGACACCAGUUCGACGCAUUCGAUGAAAUCGUCAUCGGGAUCAACGACAUCCUUUGUGCCAAUUGUGCCGCCACGCAACAAUAUACCAAGCCAAAUUAUACACAAAUCGAAUAGCCAAAAAAUGGAAGAAUUGCUACUCAACUCCGAUUCGGAUAGUGAUUUUGAUCCGCGCGCCGAUGAGUGCGUCGAUGGGGGCAGCAGCAACAGCAGCGGCGGUGGGGGCGGCAAAAAUAUCAGUAACGAUCUGUUCGGCUUUGAGCCAGCCAAAUCGUAUGGCCAACAAUUGUUCACCAACCAGAACACGAAUAGUGUUAACAAUAACAAUGACAAUAAGUCGCUUAACAACAAUCAUAAUGGCAUCAGUUUGAAUCUGAGCAGCGUCAGUAACAAUGGCAACAGUUUAGGCAACAAUAAUUUUACAAAUGAUUUAAAUCUGACGCCGCCAUUAUUGGCACCUCCACCUAAAGUAGCCGCACCUAGGCGCAGUACAUCGGUCACGAACAACAACAACAACAAUAUCAUAGCCAUGACCAACGGCAAUACGGAUUUAUUCGGCUCAGAUCCAUUCGAAAUAAAUAAUGGGGCCAGUAUUUUCAAGAGUAAGAUGUUAAGCGUCGAUGACUUUACGUUGGAAAGUUUGGAUCCAUUGCGAAAGUAAGUUUUGAGCAGAUGGACUCCGCGCAUCUUCACAGCUGUGAAUCUCUACAACGCAAGCGAUAGGCGACAAUGGCCUGACAGCGAAGAAGUUUAUUUUGGUAGAUGAAUUAGAAUUUUCAAUGUCAAAGCUAUUAAGUAAAGAGAAAAUGUUUCAUAAAACUGUAAUAUUUUUUUGCAUCGAAUAUUUGUAUACAUAAGUAUUGAAUUACUAAGUACAUAUGUACAUAUAGCUGCUUCGAAAUAAUAUGGUCUACAUAGUGAUACACAUACACAUACACACACAAUAACAACAAAAUUCGUACUUCCGUUCAAUUCCGUUCUGUUUAGUUUCCUGUUUGUCAGUAAAUUUUGUUUAUGUAAUUGCACUUUUGUAGCAAGUUUAAAAUUCACAAAAAAAAAGUAAUUUUUCGCCUUUCGUUAUGUUCAACUUAUUAUAUGACCGAAUAUGUAUAUGUAUUUGUAACUAAAUAUUGAAAAUAUAAAUUUUGCAUGCUAUGUAUUAUUUUAUUUAUUAUUAUGAUUUUUUUUUUUAUUAUAAAUAUAAAUAAAUAUUAUAUGUGUAUAAUCUACUGAAAUCUUAUUACUAUACUACAUAUUUUUUUAAAAGCCGAAAGCGAAGUCGUUAAUUAUGAUAAUGCAAGUGUUAAUGAUGAUAAUUAUGAUGAUGAUAAGGUUGAGUUAAAAACUAUAAUUAUAUUGUUUUUGAGUAAAGUGAUAGUAUCUAUUUUCCCCCUACCCCAUAACACACACUUAUACAUACAUACAUGCAAACAUACAUACGUACAUUUACUUGUUAAUAUUAUUACAAUUAUUAUUAUAAUGAUCCUUAUAUCAGCAAAAAUGUGUAACCUUAUGUAAAAUAAUUAAAGAGGCAUCUUCUGCAGCACGACUAGAGUUUGUCUAAAUGUAAAAGUAUGUUACAACAAAACAAAAAAGACACGCGCACACAUACUAUUUAUAUAAUAAAUAAUUUUUAUUGUUACGUUAAUGAUUCUGGAAUUGAGGAUGCUUAGAUAGAUGUGUCCGUUGAUUGAGGAUAAUGAUUAUGAUUACUAUGAUGAUAAUGAUGCAGAUGGUGAUUAUUAUUAUUGUAAUUUUGUAUAUUGUACGUUAUUUGCUAGCGAAAAAUAAAUAAACAACAAAAAAUUA
Rhagoletis pomonella (apple maggot) is the source of this 3454-nucleotide messenger RNA. RefSeq names its product PTB domain-containing adapter protein ced-6 (gene ced-6). The record is from RefSeq and is a predicted model, not a curated record. Lineage: Eukaryota; Metazoa; Arthropoda; Insecta; Diptera; Tephritidae. The coding region runs from base 753 to 2306 and encodes 517 amino acids. The transcript has 7 exons.